GUCAAAAUUUCUAAAAUAUAUAUAUUAUACAGAAAAGAGAAUUGUUCUAUCAUUUCUUUACAUAUUUAAAUAUAUUGCAUGGUUUAGUAAAAUUGUAUUUGUUAUGAGCAUAGUAAUUUCAAAGUCUUAUUGAAAGUGUCUAAAGAUUUUUAUCAGAUAACUUGGUACAGUAUACUGUAGAGAUGGUGAAAGUUUAUGCACUUCUGGUACUCUAUAAAGGAAUUAAUAAUGCCUCAAUACUUAAGGCAGCAUAUGACUUACAGAGUUUCAGCUUUUUUCAAAGAAGCUCUGUACAAGAAUUUAUGACAUUUGUUAGUAAGACGAUAGUGGAAAGGACGCAACAAGCUUCACGGCAAUCAGUAAAAGAAGGAGAAUACAUGUUGCAAGUAUAUGUCAGAGCAGACAACUUAGCUGGUGUAUUAAUAUCGGACCAUGAAUAUCCAAAUAGAGUAGCACACACAUUGAUUACAAAAAUAUUAGAUGAAUUUACAGCAUCAGUGCCAGUUAACAAUUGGCCUACUGGUAAUGAGACUACUAUAGACUUUCCGGUAUUACCUCAAUAUCUAGCCAAAUACCAAAACCCCAGGGAAGCUGAUGCAUUGACUAAGAUACAGAAUGAUUUGGAUGAAACGAAAAUUAUUUUACAUGAUACCAUAAAAGCUGUACUAGAGAGAGGAGAAAAGUUGGACGAUCUAGUGGAAAAGUCUAAUAGUUUAUCAUUGCAUAGUAAAACAUUUUACAAAACUGCACGCAAGACUAACAGCUGCUGUACCUAUUGAGAAAUCUCAAUGUUAUUCGGAAUGAAUUGGCCAUUGUUUUAUAUUUAAAGUAGUUAAUGUUACGCUGCUGUUUCGUGUUCAAUUAAAUUGAAUAUAUAUGUAUGUGUAAACUGGAAUGUUCAGAAAUUAUCACAAGGAAGAGACAUCUGUAUUGUUUUAUUAAUUCAGGAUCUACUUUAUUCAGAAUAAAUAAAGUAAAUCUUUUUAUAUUGUAGUAAUAGUGAUAUCUGUUAUCCAUAUAAUAUGUAUAAUAUAUUGUUGUAUACAAUGCAUUGUGAUUGCUUUUUAUAAAAAUCACAAUGAUUAUUUGAAAAUUAAGUAUUUCUUUAUUUUUUAAAAUGUAACUAAGAUGCUUUUAGAAAAUUAUAAUGUUUAUCAGGAUUAUUGUUAACCUAUAAUUGUAUUUCACGAAAUAUAUUAUUUUUAAGUCUUUUUAAAGUUUACUAAUAUCAUUUUAAUCAAAAUCAACAUACAAAAAUUGCCACAAAAAAAAUCUGUGUAUUUCUUUAUCUGGAUGUAUAUUUUUUCAACAUUCCAUAAAUUUUUACAUUUCAAGAUUGUGUUUAUUAUGGAAAACAGAAACAUGUUUCAUUGUCCAAAUCCCUUUCUGUACAGUUAAUAACAUGUUUUGUGAUUAUAAAAUUAUAUUAUAAUUUACUAAUUCAGAUGAGGCCUAAACAGACUUCACUUGAUAUACCCACCAUGCUUACUAUGAGCCAUUGGCUAAUUUAUUGUAGCUAUGUUUAUAGUGUUAUUUAAGCCGAAAUUUAAAUGACAAGUUUUAUGUUGUGUUGGAGUGGUGCUGUUAUAGUAAAGUACUUUUUAUCAGUGACUUGUAAAAGGUGAAUUUGAUUUAAUGUACAUUUAUAAAUAUAGUAACAUACACAUAUUAAGAAUUAAUGAGAUUGUUUAAUGAUUCCUGAGAAGGGUUCUACAUCUGUAUCUUAAGUAACGAACAUAUUAAAGUGUAGGUACCUAUAAAAUGUAUAUAGUUACAUUUGCACUUAAAUAUGCUGGGUAUUUUUGGGUAAGUAUUAUGGAAAUGUUCAAUAAUAAUAGUAAUAUAUUAAUAAAUAGUAUGAGCUAGGAUUAUUAGGUAUUUCAGUGUAAUCUAGUUAUGUGGGCUUGUUGCAUCUGUUAUACUUUCUGUAUUGUGUUGUAAUGAUAUUUUCUUUUAUUACAAUUAUUGUCGUGCAUACACAAGUAUUCAAAUGUGAUAACAUGUUAUAUAUUUGUAUGUACAGGUUUCGUGGAUGUACUAAUUGCCUACAAUAAUAAAAUAUACCCAUAUUAUAAUAAAUGUUAUGAUUACUCCA
This is a messenger RNA of Galleria mellonella (greater wax moth), 2095 nucleotides long. It is a transcript of the gene Ykt6, whose product is annotated as synaptobrevin homolog YKT6. The transcript is spliced from 2 exons. Gene Ontology annotation, biological process: endoplasmic reticulum to Golgi vesicle-mediated transport. Gene Ontology annotation, cellular component: Golgi apparatus. Gene Ontology annotation, molecular function: SNAP receptor activity. Lineage: Eukaryota; Metazoa; Arthropoda; Insecta; Lepidoptera; Pyralidae. The coding region runs from base 183 to 779 and encodes 198 amino acids. The record is from RefSeq and is a predicted model, not a curated record.